AUUGCCCAUAGCCUCAAGUCCAAUUCCAACCCCAAACCCCCAAUUACAGCACAAAAAGAGAGAAAAAUAGAGAAAAUGCCCUCCCUCCUCGAAGACCCCACCACCUACAUCCCCCCUCCCCCCUCCGCCCAGUCCAACAAAUCCCACCUGAAACCCCUCACCAAAACCCUAAAAGACUCAACCCCCGUAACCCUGUACCCGAUCGCAAAUGGCCCGUCCUCCAUCCCAGAUGCCCUGAUCGACGUGCUGCACCGCGAGUUCAGCGCCGAGAUCGCCCGCGGCACGACCUACCCGAUGGAAGAGCCCAUGGGGCGCGAAUUGUUCGCGAACUACUGGUUUGGGACGUUUGCGGUCAUCGCGGUGGCGGGAGAGGGGGAUUUGGAGAGGGAGGGCAGGGAUUGGGAGAGGGAGUGUCUGGGGACGUUUUAUGUGAAGCCGAAUUAUCCCGGACGCUGCUCGCACGUCUGCAACGCCGGGUUCCUGACCACAGAGGCGGCGCGAGGUCGAGGUGUCGGGAUUGUAAUGGGCGAGACGUAUCUAGACUAUGCGCCGAAGCUGGGCUACAAAUACUCCGUGUUCAACCUCGUGUUCGAGAACAACGUCGCCUCCGUCAAGAUCUGGGAGCGCCUGGGCUUCCAGAUCAUCGGGCGGGUGCCGGGGGCGGCGCGGCUGUCGAACAGCACGGAGCUGGUGGAUGCGUUGAUCAUUGGGCGGGAGUUGGUUUGAUCUUUUUGAUCUAUAGAUAGAUGGAUUACGAAUGG
Aspergillus steynii IBT 23096 is the source of this 761-nucleotide messenger RNA. Its product is annotated as GNAT family N-acetyltransferase. The record is from RefSeq and is a predicted model, not a curated record. The transcript is spliced from 3 exons. NCBI's taxonomy places the organism in Eukaryota, Fungi, Ascomycota, Eurotiomycetes, Eurotiales, Aspergillaceae. The coding region runs from base 76 to 726 and encodes 216 amino acids. Gene Ontology annotation, molecular function: acyltransferase activity, transferring groups other than amino-acyl groups.